CCCCAACCCACACCGUCCGAUCCAUCGCCACGUCACCGAUCCGGACCAACGCGGAUCCAACGGCUCAGAUCGGCGUUGCAGAGCUACCCCGCUCGAGAACAAUCGAAGAAGCUGCUCGCCCAGAAUUUUUUUUUCCAUUUUCUCGAAAUUUUCUGUUCGUUUUUUGUUUGGAAUCAAGCCGAGAAAUCAUCGCAAUCUCGUUUUGGCGAGCACGAGGUUGUGAUUGCGACGAUGAAUUCCGACGAGGAGGACGAGAUCGAGUUCGAAGAGGAUGAGAAAGUUAGGGUUGGGAAGGAAGACGGCGUCCCCGCCGUCGAGGCCGACGACGACGAGGAUGAAGAAGAAGAAGACGGCGUGCAAAGUCAGGAGGAAGCGAACGGCGGAAUAGACGGACGCAACGGCGUACGUGUCAAGGACGACGGCGAGGAAGAGGAGGACGAUGAGGACGAUGACGAUGAUGAUGACGAGGACGAUGACGAGGACGACGAUGUGCAGGAGAUCGUGGACAUGAGGUCCGACGAGCCGGUGAUUGAGACCCGAGAGGAUAACGAAGUUAUCGUGUUGAAGGAAGACGACGAGGAUGAAGAUGAUGACGAUGAGGAGGAGGAGGAAGAUGGAGUGCAGAGCCAGGAGGAAGAGAAUGGCGAUGAAGACGAGAACGAGGAGGAGGAGGACGACGACGGCGAUGACGAGGACGACGAUGUGCAGGAGGUUCUGCAGUCGUCUCGUGGGCCUCCGCCGGUUUAUUCCGUAGACGACGACGAGAACGACGAUGUCGACGAGGAAGGCGAAGGCGACGGCAACGGCAGCGACGAUGACGACGACGACGACCAGGACGAGGAUGAGAGCGACGAUGAAGAAGCCGAAGAGGAGGAGGAUAGCGGAGCACAGUAUGUGGUUCGUCCCCUCAGUCGCGUCGCCGAGGACGUGGACGAGGACGAAGACAACAGCGACUACCUGGAGCAACACGAGAAUGGGUUGGAGCAGGAAGAAGACAUUGAGGAAGAUGAUGAGGCGGAGGAUGAGGAAGAUGGGGUGGAGGAAGAGGAGGAGGUGGAUGAAGACGGCGGUGGGAAGGUGGAGGAUCCACCAACAAAGAGGAAGAGGGCAGAUAGAGAUGAGGAGGAUGAUGAUGAUGAGGAUUCUGAGGACAGUGACGUAGAUGAAGAGAGACCUCCCAAGAGAUGAGGCCCCGGCCCAGUUCCUUGUGAUGGGUCUUGAGUCCAUUAGGAUUUGAUACAUCUGUCUCCCUCCCUAUCUCUCUGGGGUUAAAACUGUGACAUUUUGCUGGUGCUACAUAUAAUGUUUAGGGUAGAUAAAAAAAGAACUAUUUUUUUUUUCAAUCUUUUCUGUUUGCAUAGGUUAUGUGGAGGUGAUUGUGGGAAAGAAGAUGGUUUAGAUCCUUCCUUGUCAAAUUUGAUUGUAGAUGACAAGGUGUUGAAGAUUUUCCAAUUUUUGCAGUUUGGUGCAAUUGCAACCCGUCUCUUUC
Rhodamnia argentea is the source of this 1489-nucleotide messenger RNA. RefSeq names its product acidic leucine-rich nuclear phosphoprotein 32-related protein 1-like. Bases 232 to 1188 code for a protein of 318 amino acids. The record is from RefSeq and is a predicted model, not a curated record. Lineage: Eukaryota; Viridiplantae; Streptophyta; Magnoliopsida; Myrtales; Myrtaceae. The transcript has 2 exons.